AUGAGCGAGGAUGGGCAAGCAGAAUACAAGGACGACAAGCCCCAUGAUGGCGUCUCACCCAAACCCCACGUGACGUUGUUUGCGCCCGAGGAGCUGGACACUUUGACAGAAGAAGCCGACCUAUCCGUACCGAUCGAGGAGGAAGAAUUUAACAAGGAGCGCGAGGGCCGGAUAUACUCUCUUGACGAGGUGGAACUGAAACGACGUGUGAAGGAAAACAAGAAACAGCAGAAGGAACCGACGCUAAGCGACCUGGGGGUGAUGCUGGGAUUCUUGAAGAAACGUGAUGACGACGAGAGCAGCGCUGAAAUGUGUCCCGUGGUGAGCCGGAAUGCCCGAAUACGCGAGCGACUAAAUGACUUAGUCGAUCAAAUGGACGAUUGUUUCUUCGAGCGUGUGGUGAAAGCUGCCUUUGACGCUUACGAGCACGGAGCUGAGCUGAUGUGGAGAAGGUCGCUCAGAGAACUGGGUUGUGUGCCCCAUGCAAGACGUCUUAGCUGUCGAACGGGAGUCAGCGAAGAGACAGGCACUAUGGAUGGCAAACGGCUGCAUGCUGACAAAGUGAUCGACCUACCCAUUUGGCUUGGAACUAUCGAGUUAGAGCAGCCGCUUGUUGUGGUGGAUCGCUUACACGUAGAUGGCAUAUUGGGCACAGACGCGCUUAAGGCGUUCCGAGCUGUGGUAGAUCUGGAUACUAAUACAGUGACGCUGAAGGGUACCGGUGAUAUAGGCGCACACCGAGUAGAGGAGAUGUACACUACCCGGAUCAGCUUAACAGUGCGCGUCAUUCCUGGGGGAAGUAUCGCUACUGCACGGCCUCUUCCAGAUGCGCUUAUGGACUUGCCCGACCAAGUUGCCAGUCUGGAGCGUCAGCUAUGGGCCGCCCAGACCGAGGCUACUGCCGCCGUACGUUCAGUGGCACAUGCAAUUACGGCUCGGGAGAACGCGGAGUCGUUCCUGAAAGCUGCUAACGCUGAAGUCGACUCUCUUCGCAUGGGCAUCAAGCUUUUCCGUGAUUCCAACGCCAAGAACGAUCUCAUGAUCUCGAGUGUGCAGUCUUCUAUGGAGCAACAUACAGAAGAGCUGAAGCGCCUGCACUGCGAGGUCCAUGCGCGGGACGCGUUCAUCGCCACCUUGAACUAG
Messenger RNA from Phytophthora infestans T30-4, 1143 nucleotides. RefSeq lists its product as uncharacterized. The coding region runs from base 1 to 1143 and encodes 380 amino acids. The record is from RefSeq and is a predicted model, not a curated record. The transcript is spliced from 3 exons. NCBI's taxonomy places the organism in Eukaryota, Oomycota, Peronosporomycetes, Peronosporales, Peronosporaceae.